UGGAGAUGCACCCCGGAUUGUUUCCUCAGUCAGUCAGUCAGCAGUGAUCAUAUUCAGAAUCACAGCACAGGAGUUGAUCUUCAGUUCGCUCUGUGAUCUGUGCGCUUGUGUUGGAGAUGUUGGAUCAUCAGUGUGUGUCUCCGGUCAUCGAGGUCUUUAUUCCGUCUCUCAUGAGGGAAGUGGACGAGACGGGAAAGUUGCGCAAACUCUUCAGGUUGGAAAUUCUCUUCAAUGGAAGGAAACACUUUGUUUUGCGGAGACACAGUGAAUUUCAGAUGCUUCACCGGAAGCUGAAGAAGAUUCUGCGCGCUCCUGAUUUCCCCAGUAAGAGAAAUCAGCACCUGCGAACCAAACCGCUGGAGCAAAGACGGCAGGAACUGGAAGACUACAUCCAGGUAGAUAUAGUUAUU
This is a messenger RNA of Sinocyclocheilus grahami, 410 nucleotides long. RefSeq names its product sorting nexin-24-like. The annotation marks the transcript as partial. The transcript has 2 exons. Gene Ontology annotation, molecular function: phosphatidylinositol phosphate binding. NCBI's taxonomy places the organism in Eukaryota, Metazoa, Chordata, Actinopteri, Cypriniformes, Cyprinidae. The record is from RefSeq and is a predicted model, not a curated record.